This is a messenger RNA of Symbiodinium sp. CCMP2592, 996 nucleotides long. Lineage: Eukaryota; Dinophyceae; Suessiales; Symbiodiniaceae. The record is from the annotation of a GenBank genome assembly.
AUGGAGAUCAUGACGGAGGCUGCUAGUGGCUACUGUGGGCACUGCUUCUGCAUUGGCUGCUUUGGCUGCUCCUUGAGUUCCUCUUUUAGCUGCCCAACGUGCCGCGAGCCAGUUGUGGACCUGGUCCGACAGUUUACCGUGGAACAGGUUGCCGCACACAUCCCUAUCUUGAAGGAUGUGGCGCUGCAAGUCGGGGUAGCACUUGCGCAGAAGGAGCUUGAGCUGGACUCGAGCAGGCGUGGCUUGAUGGAGCUGGAGAUGUACAAAGAGAAGGCGCUGCGUUUGGAAGCGGAGCUGCAAGAAGCGAGCCUCCGCUUUGCCCAGCUGCGCGAACAAUGCGAGUCCGUCGCCGCGCUGCAGAAGCGAACCGAGGAGGAUGUGGAGGAAUUGCAAAAGCAGAAUCUGCAGCUGCGCGAGGAGUUGCAGCUCCUGCGUGAGCAGGAGGGGAAGUCAGAGGCGACUCUGCAGAAGACAAAGCUUCUGGAGGAUGCUGUCGUCAACAUGAUGGAGCACACUCACAGCAUGCUCAACGUGGCCAUCGGUGCUGGCUGGCAGGAGCUCUGCGAGCCAAUGUCCCAAGAGGAGGCCUUGCGGAAGAUGGGCUUGCCAUCUGCGUCCACUGCGACUUGCUCAAUCGUCGAGUUUGGAGUGGUUCGGGAAUACCUGCAGGACAUGGGCCAGGAGUGCAUGGGCAACAUGUCCCUUGGCAUUUCCCAAGACCUGCGGUUCAAACUGGAGUAUUACGGCUCCAACCAGCACGGCUUCAACGAGGUUGAGAUUGAAGGCCGAGUGCGAGUGGAAGGCCGUCAGCUUACAUUCCUGGGAGUGCGCUCGGCGUCCUCCCGGUGCUACGAUGGUGAGCAAGGCCCGGAUGGACUGUCCGAAGAGGUGGCGCUGCCUCCUUUGCAAGGCGUAGUCUGCAGCCGCGGUGACAGCACCUGGUGCCGUGGUGCAGGGAAAUUUGAAAAUUGGAGAGCAGCCGUACGCCGUAUGUGA